AUGUUCCAGACUAUGCUCAAGCAUGCCAAGAAACACCCCAGCUUGAUCCCUCUGUUCUUGUUUGUGGGGACCGGAGCCGCGGCUUCAGUUCUGUACGCUCUGCGAGUGACGAUGAGAAGCCCUGAAGUUUGUUGGGACAAGAAGAACAACCCGACCCCCUGGAACAAGCAGGGCCCCAACUACCAGUACAAGUUUUAUAACGAGACGAUUGACUACAAGAAACUGAAGAAGGAAGGACCCGACUUCUGA
This is a messenger RNA of Staurois parvus, 249 nucleotides long. Lineage: Eukaryota; Metazoa; Chordata; Amphibia; Anura; Ranidae. The record is from the annotation of a GenBank genome assembly.